Messenger RNA from Hypoxylon trugodes, 1968 nucleotides. RefSeq names its product HET-domain-containing protein. The record is from RefSeq and is a predicted model, not a curated record. Bases 1 to 1968 code for a protein of 655 amino acids. NCBI's taxonomy places the organism in Eukaryota, Fungi, Ascomycota, Sordariomycetes, Xylariales, Hypoxylaceae. The transcript has 2 exons.
AUGCUUCGGCUUCGAGGGAAAGUUGAUACACCUCAACAGUUUUUUUCGCCUCGGAAUAACGGUAAUCAUACACAGCACUGCCAAUUAUGUGAAGGGUUAUUCACCGAAGAUCUAUAUACGAGACUCAGAUCGAGCGGUCAAGGCCUAACUGAGAUCCAGUCAUCUCAUGAGCUCCUAGCUAGGGAUAUACACGAUGGCAUGCUCAAAGGUUGUAAUAUGUGUGCGAUUCUUGGGAACUCGGUAUUGACUGCCACGAGAAAUGAACUACCUUAUCAUGACGAGGAAACGUUCCGCCGCUAUAUACCGUGGUAUCAGAGCCAAAAGCCAAUAACGACAACUUCCAUCAGACAAGACAUAUCGCAAGAUAAUGACGGCGACAAUGAUUUUCAUAAAGGCUUAGCUUAUGCAUACUUUGCGGGGCUGUCACCAGAGUCCACGUCUGGUGGGCUACAACCAUACAAAUCAACGGAAAUAGAGCCCGAAUUGACCUUCAGCUCACUUGGCUGUGAUGCAAAAAUAUUCCUUAAGAUGAUAGUUAUCAAGGGGGACUAUUUGUCUGGAUUCGACCUCAUCACUAUUGAUAUUGAGGCUAGACCAAGUGAAAAUUGUCCCAAACCAUGGAUAUUCAUCACUCCUUACGGUGCAACACUCUGGUUGGAAGUAAUAUCUAACAGUAACGGGGUCUUCGCCGCGGAGUGGAAAUCUCUCUCCGCAACUGAGAUAUUAUGGCCGGAUAAUUACGUAACUCUUAGUUACGUAUGGGGUACAAAGCAGGACUACGUCUUAACCCAAGGAACCCUACGGGCUAAACUUGACGGCCUUGAUGUUCAAAAAAUUCCUAAGUCGGUUGGGGACGCCAUGGAAGUUAGUAAGCGGCUUGGCUUUCCUUAUCUAUGGGUUGAUGCCUUGUGUAUUAUACAAGACUCCCCUGAAGACAAGCUUAAGGAACUACCGUUGAUGGCGAAGAUUUACCAGCAUGGUGCCGUGACUAUUUCAGCCGCCAGCUCUCCAGCAGCUUCCGGUGGCUUCUUAAAACCGCCAAUUCCUCCCGUUUUUAAGGUACAGCCAUUCCAGAUAACUAUUGGUAGGGGAGUACCUCAGUUUCCGCAUGUGAACUUGAGCCUAGGCUUUCGAGAGGAAAGGCCAGAUUUCAAAGAUCCUAUUGAUUCUCGCGGAUGGACUUUACAAGAAUGGGUCCUUUCUUCGUGUCGCCUGCGAUUCACUUCUAGGGGGGUUCAAUGGACAUGUAAUAAGCUGAUUGCAGACCCAAGCAGCCUUUCGGGCGAGGAAUACCGAGAUCCCCCAAUACAGUUCAGCCCGGAUGGAUAUACACAAACAUACUUUGGAGAGGCAUCAGCCAUUAUUUCUGCUGUAGACUCAAACACCCGGCUUUCCCAUAAGUAUGUUGUCGAUGAAGCAUAUAAGAGGAAAGAGAUGUCAACAAGAUGGAUAGAGAUACGAUCUCAGUAUGCACAACGAUCUCUCUCGUUUCCGGGAGACAAACUCGCAGCGAUUUCAGCAGUCGCGUCGAUGGCAGCUGAAGAACAUAAUAUGACUUAUCUCGCGGGAUUAUGGAAAGAAGCGUUACUGGUUGACCUCCAAUGGUAUUACAUAUUCCGUUCCGAACCGACUAACCGUCUUUCGGCUGUUUCCACGUCUACGGAAUCUCACGACGAAUAUGCCGCUCCAUCCUGGAGUUGGGCUAGCGUUAAAUAUGAUAAUGGCACUCUCUACCCGAAACAGUCAAGAAAAUGGACAACUGACCGCCCCUGGAAUUUUAAAAUAUUAGACUGUGCCGUAACCCCGGUUGAUGGUAGCGAUUUCAGCUUCGGGCCGGUAAAGUCAGGUUAUCUCGUCGCUGAAGGUAGAGUUUUAGAUGUCGAAUGGGAACCAUGGAUUGAGAAUACAGUGGCCUUAAAUAAAGUUAUGUUAUAUGAUUCUCCUCGAAGAAAGGCAACUGAAAGGUAG